Molecule: messenger RNA, 479 nt
Organism: Durusdinium trenchii
Lineage: Eukaryota; Dinophyceae; Suessiales; Symbiodiniaceae
Source: the annotation of a GenBank genome assembly
CGAGCCAGACACACCGUCCAUCGAUCCAAUUCGUCCGGUACCGGCCGUGCACACCAUGGGCGCUUUGACCUGCAAGCGCUGCUCCGACGAAGAGGAUCUCUUCGGCUGUGGAGAUCCUGGGGAUUCCACCUCCGUCACCAUCCGAAGGGAGGAAGAGAAGACCCUUCUGGAGCGUUUGGAGGGCCACUGGGUCCGGCGAGAUGGCCAGGAGAUGGCCAGCCUGGGACCCGAUGGGUCCCUACGCUGGAGUAAGGCGUUUCAAGAUUGGGAAAGCUGCCUUGAAGAAGCGGGCCUCUCCAAAGUGCGUCUCAAAAUGAAGCGCACAGGACAGAUCCACGAGGGAGAGGUUCACUACGACCCGACGAGGAUACAAUGGAGUGACGGUGAGAUGUGGUUUCUAGAGUAAGCUGUGCAAACACACGGCCACGGACCAAGGCCUUCACCUUGCUGAGGCCAAGGGCUUCACCCACCGAACCAAG